AUUCAUCAAUUCUUACCUACUAACAUCUUUUAGUUACCGCCUAAUUAGUACUCCCUCGAAAAUGCCCCUGCUGUCAAUAACCCCAGAAGACUUCGCCGCUCGCGAUUUUGACUACCUCAUCCUCGGUGGUGGGACUGCUGGACUAGCACUUGCAGCGCGCCUAUCUGAAGACCCCAAUGUGAUUGUUGGGGUCUUGGAAGCAGGUCCAAACGGCCUGGGAGACGAUACUAUUGAUGAGCCCGGAAAAUACAAUGCUCUCAAAUACGAUUGGAAGUUUGAAACAACUCCGCAACAAGGACUAGGUGGACGGAGUCUUGCCUGGCCAAGAGGGAAGGUUCUGGGAGGUAGCAGCGCAUUGAAUUUAAUGACAUGGAAUCGUGCGAGUAAAGAGGACUAUGAUGCUUGGGAGAAAUUGGGGAAUAAGGGUUGGGGUUGGGAUAGUCUACUUCCCUUUUUCAAGAGGACGGAGGGGUUCCACCUAUCAAAGGAGGAAUACCAAGACGAUCACCAAGUCUACUCUGGUGGGGAAGCUAUGGGCACUCAGGGGCCAAUCCAUAUAACACGCUCUAAACAGUACUCAGAAACACACGAGCUUUGCCACAAUACUCUCAAUAAUCUCAACAUACCGGAGAAUAAGACACACCUUUCCGGGUCAAAUGUUGGUGUUUGGAAGAAUCUGGUCUCAGUACAUCCCGAAAGCAACACAAGGUCUUAUGCAGCAUCCGCAUAUCUCGAACCGAACUUAUCGAGGCAAAACCUCUUCGUGCUUACGGAGGCCCUUGUUGAAGAGGUCAUCAUAAACCAACAGAGCGGACAAUGGACCGCUACCGGUGCCCGCUUUACCCACAGUAGCAACUCCUUCGCUGUCUUAGCAUCUAGGGAAAUCAUUCUUAGCACAGGAAGUAUCCAGUCGCCACAACUUCUUGAGCUCUCCGGGAUAGGUAACCCUCAGAUUCUCGAGGAGGCGGGAAUCGAGGUCAAAGUAGCCAAUCCCAACGUUGGCGAAAACCUCCAAGACCACCUAACAACCGUGACCGUCUGCGAGCUUGAUCCAUCCGUAGAAGAAAUGAGCCCUGGUCCUCCAGGCAAUCCACUCUGUUACCUUCCAUUAUCAAUUAUAACUGCACAAGAUAAAGUCGAGCGGAUCGUUUCGAAGAUCGAAAGACUUGAGAAAUAUCCACCAGAACAAAUGGCGAUCCUGAAGGGUCGAUUCGAUAGCGGCAUAAAGCUUGGUCAUGUCGAGUUCCUCUUGGAACCAGGGAACUGGAACUCAAAUUUCGUUCCAGAACCAUCAAAUAGCAAGAAAUAUGCGAGUAUACUCCAAAUAUUGCAAUACCCCUUUUCACGAGGAAGCAUCCAUAUCCCAGGAUCACGGCUUAGCGCCAAGGAUAGGCCUACUAUUUCAGACAAACCAAUCAUUGACCCCGGAUAUUAUUCCGGUGCUCAUGGAGAGAUAGACCUAGAGAUUAUGACACAGUCCAUGCGUUUUACCGAUAAAAUAUUCAAGACAGCGCCAUUAUCGGGCGUUGUACUCUCAAAGGGAACUCCUUCGUCUUCUGUAAACAGUGAUGAUGAGUUAAGAGAGUGGGUUGUUAAUAACACAAGUACUGAUUGGCAUCCAGUAGGCACUUGUGCAAUGGGUGGUGGUGGUGGUAUUCACUCAGGGGUAGUCAAUGAUCGACUUCAGGUAUAUGGGGUGGAAAGGCUAAGGGUGGUCGAUGCAAGCAUAAUGCCGCUACAAAUUAGCGGGCAUCUUCAAGCUACAGUGUAUACUAUUGCUGAGAAGGCUGCAGAUAUGAUCCGAAUGGAUAAUGUUGAAAGAAGGGAAGCUAGGGGGCCGAAUUAACUCGCUGUGGAGGAUAUAUGCGGCUGUGAAUAUCAUGGCUAGGGAGUUAUCGCAUUUGUCGGCUCGUACGCAGGGUAUAUAGGAUACCACUUCAAAAAGACAAUACCCUAAUGUGAAAAUAGCGUAAAGAUUUUCAUUAGGUAAACAUAAUAUUACAUCGCUGCGGAUCUGAAUAGGCAUCAAAAUCCCACAUUCCAGUUUAUACUAUUGGCUUUCCGUUGUCCGACCAAGUCAUAUCAUGCCGUACCAUGAUUCCUUCAAGAGGAAUAUCCGGGUAAGUCGUGGGCAGCGAAUUUGGACCGCCAUAGCUGCUGAUAUUGACAUGAUGGACGCCACGGGAAGCCAAGGGGAACUCUUCGUCUGUGUCCAGCCUCUCGAACUCUCCAUCCGUUCUACUAUUUAAUUUCUUAUUCGACGACCUGCCAAGUGUGGU
Messenger RNA from Hypoxylon trugodes, 2279 nucleotides. Its product is annotated as GMC oxidoreductase. The record is from RefSeq and is a predicted model, not a curated record. Gene Ontology annotation, molecular function: flavin adenine dinucleotide binding; oxidoreductase activity, acting on CH-OH group of donors. Lineage: Eukaryota; Fungi; Ascomycota; Sordariomycetes; Xylariales; Hypoxylaceae. The coding region runs from base 62 to 1846 and encodes 594 amino acids. The transcript has 4 exons.